Molecule: messenger RNA, 557 nt
Organism: Rubroshorea leprosula
Lineage: Eukaryota; Viridiplantae; Streptophyta; Magnoliopsida; Malvales; Dipterocarpaceae
Source: the annotation of a GenBank genome assembly
ACCAAAAAGGAAGAAAUGUCAUCUUCUUCGGAGAAAUAUUUCCGACAUGACUUGAGGGUGUUGCUGCUUCUGUUCCUGCUACUACUGGCCAAGGCUUCUGUAGGAGGAUGCAUCCGCCCCAUGGUUAAAGUAAGGAAUCUCCAGUUCAAGUUUGAAGAGGAGCUGCCGCGGGCGCCAGUGCCGCCUUCAGGACCUUCCGCGUGCCAUAAUACUCUUGGCCCUUAUAACGAACCGCCCCAGUUCUGGCAGCCUGAUGAUGAUGAUGAUGAUGAUACUUCCUGUCCUUAAUCCAAAGCUUCGUAUUGUUUCUUCUUCUUUUUCAAUUAAUUAGAGAGGACUUCAGAUCAAAGUGUAAGGAUAUGAUCAAUUAAUUAAUCCUUUUUUCAGACAUAAUUGUAAUUAGGUUCAAACCAGAGAGAGAUUGACUUAAUGGUUUGGUUUGUUCAUCUCUGCGUGCUUGAUUACUGUGGCUGAAUAGGUGUAGCACUCUUUUUCUAUACUAUAUAUUAAUCUUUGGAUCUUCAUUUUGUAUUCAUUAAUAAGUAAUAACCAUUACC